GACGGAUCAAAUGGCUUAUCCUACCUUCUCCGACCGUUGAACCAAGACACCUAUCCAGAAACCCCACAUGUGACGUGAUGAACACGUAAAUAUCUCUCUCAGUCUCUCUCUCAAUUCUCAAACACUUGUUAAACUUUACUUAUCAAAACACUUGCAAAUGGGAAUUUUGGGGUAUAAAUUAAUUGUCCAUCUCCAAUUCAUUUCAACGGAAAGUUAAUCAGAAAUUGUGUUGUCAGCCUCCGAUGGAGAUUUGGUUCAUCAUCCUCGCCUCUCUCUGCAUCUCUGCAGCCCUGAAAUCCCUCCUGGAUCUACUCUCCCUCAACCACAACCACAAUAAGCUCCCACCAGGUCCCUUUACUGUCCCCAUCAUAGGCGACUUCUUAUGGAUUCGCAAAUCCCUCUAUGAUAUUGAAACCAGUGUUCGCAAUCUAYGCACCAAGUACGGCCCCAUCAUCAAGCUUCAAAUUGGCUUCCGCCCAGYUAUCUUCAUCGCCAACCACGACCUCGCUCACAAAGCCCUCAUCCAGCACGGCUCCACCUUCGCCGAUCGCCCUCCAGCUCUCGCACCCAGAAGCAUCAUUACCAGCAACCAACACCACAUCGGUGCAGGCGCCUAUGGCCCCCUCUGGCGCCUCUUCCGACGUAAUCUUACCCACGAGAUYCUCCACCCUUCACGGAUUAAGUCUUACGGCAACGCCCGCAUCUGGGUUUUGGAGAUACUGACCAACAAGCUCAGAGAACAAGCCAAUUCCGGACAACCCGUUCGCGUCAUGGAUCACUUCCAGCACGCCAUGUUCUGCUUGUUGGUGCUCAUGUGCUUCGGAGAAAAGCUCGACGAGAAGGUWAUCAAGGAAGUCGAAUCCGUUCAUAGGAAGCUUAUAACCAGUUUCGGUCGAUUCAACGUGCUAGSUUUCAUGCCAAGAUUGGGAAAGAUUGUGUUCCGAAAGAAGUGGGAGGAGCUCUAUCAGCUCMGGCACAACCAAGAAAGCGUUCUCAUUCCUCUAAUCAGAGCCCGGCAAGAGCAASAGAAGAAAAACCAGAAGGGCGAAUCCAUCCUCUGCUACGUCGAUACGCUGCUCAGCCUUCAACUCCCAGAUGGAGGAAGAAAGCUGACGGAGGACGAGAUGGUGACCUUGUGCUCGGAGUUUCUAAACGCGGGCACUGAUACAACAUCCACCGCGUUGCAGUGGAUCAUGGCGAAUCUGGUGAAGCAUCCACACAUCCAAGCAAAGCUGGUCUCAGAGAUC
Messenger RNA from Nelumbo nucifera (sacred lotus), 1247 nucleotides. Lineage: Eukaryota; Viridiplantae; Streptophyta; Magnoliopsida; Proteales; Nelumbonaceae. The record is from RefSeq and is a predicted model, not a curated record.